CUCACAACAGCCCUUCAGUCCUCUACCAAGAUGCAGAAGUGGGUUGUGAUCUGUUGGGCACUCUUGGCCCUGGCCGGUGCAGAUGAGUGUCCAGAUGGAGGGAUGUGUAAGGAAGGUGCUACCUGCUGCAAACACCCAGACAAUGGCUAUGGAUGCUGCCCAUUUGAUCAGGCCGAGUGCUGCGAGGAUCACAUACAUUGCUGCCCUGAGAACACUGUCUGUAAAAUGUCCACAUCCAGCUGUGAGAACGCCACCAUGUCUGUUCCCUGGGCGGAAAGAGCUCUUGCUGAUCAACCCAGACACUCCAAAUCCUUCAGGAUGAUCAAGGCAUACAUGGGGGAGGAAGAUGAUAAUAUCUGUCCGGAUCAGUCACGCUGUCCUCCUGAGUUUUCCUGCCUGAAGGCCUUGACGAGGUUUGGCUGUUGUCCUCUUGCUAAGGGAAUCUCCUGCUCUGAUGGGAAACACUGCUGUCCUGAGGGCCUCCAGUGUAGCGCUGACAGCCGAUCCUGCAUUAAAAAAGAACUUGUGACUGCAGUCCUGUGCAGCGACGGAGUGUCUGAGUGUCCAGAUGGAACCACCUGCUGUGAAACACCCGAAGGAAAAUGGGCAUGCUGUCCCAUGCCGAAGGCCGUGUGCUGCGAGGAUAAGUUGCACUGCUGCCCUGAAGCGACCACUUGUGAUCUUGAACACUCUAAAUGUAUCCACUCAUCUACCAAGAAAGAGAUGCCAAUGUGGGCCAAACUGCCUGCCAGGACAAGAGCAGAGUGGGAGUAUCCAAAAGAGAGUGAACCAGUGGUUGCAGAACCAGUUCAUAAUGGGACCUUAGAAAAAGUCCCUGAAGUCACCACAGCCAAUCCAGUUCCUCCUACGGACUGGGAAGUUACAGUGUCAUCUGUCACUACGGCAGCUGCAGGCAAUGAUGUCCCCUGUGAUGAUACAACAGCCUGUCCAGAUAACACCACAUGCUGUAAAACCCAAGAGGGGACCUGGGCUUGCUGUCCUCUAGUAGAGGCUGUUUGUUGUGAAGAUUUUAUACACUGCUGCCCUAAAGGUAAGAAAUGUAACUUGGCUGCCGGGACCUGCGAUGAUGAAUUAUGCUCUGUGCCCUGGACCGAGAAAAUACCUGCAAUCCCCAAGCAGGGCGUACAGGUGGGGAACGUUACAUGUGACUCCUCUCACGCUUGUCCUGAUGACAACACCUGCUGCAAGACCGAAACAGGAGAAUGGGCCUGCUGUCCUUUACCUGAGGCGGUCUGUUGCGAAGACCAUGAGAGCUGCUGCCCUAAAGACACCACCUGUGACGUGGCUGCUCACUCCUGUGUGGGCUCCUCAGGAUCAACACCCAUGAUGUCAAAGACACCUGCAUUUGGCAAAGUAGUGAACAGCACAGAGGCACCUACUACAGCGCUGCCCAGUACACAGGCACCCACCACACAGACCACAACAACCCAAAGUGAGGAAACAAGCACGACACAAGCAGCGGACGAGAAGAAGCCUGAGGAGAAGGAAAAAGGAGAUGGCAUUCACUGUGACGCCUACACCAGCUGUCCUGAGGGCACCACCUGCUGCUUCAUGAAGUCUACCCAAAAGUGGGGCUGUUGCCCACUGAAGAAUGCUGUGUGCUGUGCUGACGGAGACCACUGCUGUCCCGAGACCUACAAUUGCAACGAAAACCAGACCUCGUGCGUCAAAGAAGGAGUGGUGAUCCCGUGGUACACCAAGCUUCCAGCUAUCAGCGUUAAGGAUGAACCCAGCUCUGUGAAGUGCGACGCCCAAAAUCAAUGUCCUGAAUUCACCAGCUGCUGCCAGCUCUCCACGGGCGAGUGGGGGUGCUGCCCUAUAGAAAAUGCCGUGUGCUGCCCAGAUAAGGAGCACUGCUGCCCUCAUGGUUACACCUGUCACAUCGGCCUUCAGUCCUGUCUCAAGCUCAUGACGCUGCAGCUGGAUACCGUCCCGUUAAUACCGGUGUUCCUCCCCAGCGAGCCCAACUUCAGUCCUCUGAAUCACGGUGACGUCAAGUGUGACGUCACGACCAGCUGCCCUGACGGGGAGAGCUGCUGCAAGACAUCCGCUACUACAUGGGGCUGUUGUCCGUCUCCUAAUGCGGUGUGCUGCAGCGACAUGCAGCACUGCUGUCCCACCGGCUACGCCUGCACUGAAACUGGUGGCUGCACCCAGAGUCCCGGCUUCGACUGGCACAACUGGCACAUGUUCUUCUCCCACAAAAAGCGAGCUAUGAAUUUGUGAAAACCUCACUCCUGCACUGUCAUUUGUUUCUGCAUGCAACGCACUAAUGGAAAAUAACAAGGAGGGAUUUUAUAAUGAUCUGUCAAUGCUUUUAUUGUUAGAGGACAGCAGUAAAUGGAGAGUGGGAUGCUGUGAAACUAAAUUGCACUUGUGAUUAUGAAGUUCUGUGGUCUUGCAGUAGCAAUGUAAUGUCUGUAUGCAUCUAGGUCACAUCUGACUUGUAAUAUUCAAAUGUCGUGAAUAUGAGGAUAGCUGAUUUUAAAAGUCAGAUAAACCCUCGUUAAUCCAAGCACACAGUUUGCUACUUGAAACUCUACUCCAGAUUUCAACUGAAACACUCCACAGCCAAUAUGAGUUUAUUCACCGUUACUCAUCUGCUCUGUUCUGCCUAUGUUCUGCUUCAGCUGCCGUGUGUUACAAAGUGCCGUAUAUCAAUAAUCAAUCAAUUUGGGGGUCGUAAUUUAAUGCUGCAUCAUUCAUAAUUGUGAAUAUGACAAACAUGAACUGCUGUGUGGCUCCACCUGGUGAUCUCAGGUCAGUCUAACACUUUCACACUCAUAGCACAGCACAUCAUGUUGUUGGAUAUUCUCUAAUGGAUAAUUCAUUUUUCAUCUAACUGGAACGACGGUUUAAAAUCAUGAGUGUUUUAAUUUUGUGCAUCUAACUGUUUAUGUGGGAUUUACAAUACACCAUGAGUCAUGAGAAAAAAGUGUUUAGUACUGCUGAACCUCUGAAGGAGUCAGAGAUCU
Molecule: messenger RNA, 2996 nt
Organism: Scomber japonicus (chub mackerel)
Lineage: Eukaryota; Metazoa; Chordata; Actinopteri; Scombriformes; Scombridae
Gene: grna
Product: granulin a
Exons: 14
Coding region: 31-2247 (738 amino acids)
Cellular component (GO): extracellular region
Source: RefSeq, a predicted model, not a curated record